AUGCCAAGUUCCGGUCAAAUGUCAGGGUACUUCAGCAAAAAAGCCCGGAGUCGCCGCUCAGAGGGCGACACCGCCGAGUCCAGAAGCGAACUCACAUUGCCGAUCGAAGAAAGAACCCCGUCGAGACUGAGUCCGAUGGCGGCACUCAAGUUCGAAAAGCUACGAAUCUCCCCGGACGUGUUCCACUUCGGCUACAACAGGAAGAAGUCCGACAAAGACGAUACAUCGUCGCGCGGAAGCGAUCGGGACUGUCUCUCCGACAGCGAGACCGUUCGAUCGGAUGUUUUCGACCGACUCAUGAACGGCAGCGUCGGUCAAGUUCGACGGAAAAAACGCAAGCACGAAACGUUUCCGACAGGAUCUGGCGGGAGCCCUGGAGGAACUGGCGAACGGCCCGGCGGCAAGAUGAGUGCAUUAGGGGGCGGGGCAGCAGCCCCCGGCUCAUUGUCAGCCAUGCAGGCAGAAGAAGCCGAGCUGUUGCUAGAUACAAAGUACAAGAAUUACAUAAGCCAAAUAGACAAAGCUCUGAAGUCCUUCGACACAACAUCUGAAUGGCAGGACUUGAUUUCCUCUCUGAGCAAGCUAAACCGGCUCCUGCAGGCGAACAUGAGGUAUCCCGUGAUCCCGAAACGCAUCAUCAUCGGAAAACGACUUGCCCAAUGUAUGCAUCCCGUGUUGCCGUUCGGCGUGCACAUCAAAGCCCUGGAGACUUACGACAUAAUAUUCAAGUGCAUCGGAAAAGAGAGAUUAGCGCACGAUCUAUUCAUAUAUUCGGCCGGCCUAUUCCCUCUGCUGGGGCACGCUGCAAUGAACGUGAAACCAAUCCUGCUGAGAGUAUAUGAGGACCACUUCAUACCAUUGGCCGAGAAACUUCGACCGGGGCUCAACGGCUUCUUGGUCGGGGUCCUACCCGGUAUGGAGGAAGGCGGAGAUUCCUUCGACCGAGUGAAACAGCUUUUAGUCGACGUAGCGAGAGGAGUCGGCGUGACCUAUUUCUAUGGAUGCCUCUGGAAAUGCGUUCUCUGCAAUCCGGCUAUUCGGUUGCCUGCGAUCACCUUCGUCACAUCGAAAUUCGAUAAGAGACGGCCCAUGCAAGAACAGCAGGAGUUUUUGGGAACUGAUCGCGAUUGCAUGGUGGAAGCCGUCUGUUCGUCCCUGCAGGACACGUCGAUCCUGGUACAGCGCCAUACUCUGGAUUUUAUCCUUGCCGGUUUUCCUCUGAACCAGUGCGUGGUGGAGCAGAAAGACCGCAUUCGCCUAUGCACAUCCUCGCUCGUCGUGCUCCUUCGUCGCGACGUGGGUCUGAAUCGCCGACUGUAUCAAUGGAUCUUCGGUGCUGAGGCUGCCGAGACCGAUACGAGUGACGCGGCGAGCGCCACAAUGGACUAUUUCAAAACGCAUUCGGCGCCGAUUGUUCUCGAAGCGCUUCGGAACCUCUUUAGUGUGAGCAGAAAUUACUUUCCGUCUUCGACGUUGGGUUUUCCGACAUCUUUCUCGGUGAUUUCGCCCUACCGAGUCCUGACGGCCCUCAUGGAUCGGAACGAGAUCAGCGUUUUCAUAUUGGAUGACAUCCUGAUCGAUGUUUUCCGUUCGUUAUACCUCGAGUGUCAUACCGCCAGGAAGCUUAGUCGCGAUGAUACGAGGAAGUCGAAAGGACACAGGAGAAUAUCAAAACACACUCCCGAACAGGACAUUGUCAAGGCGGCGAACCUAUUCUUCUGCAACCUGGAACAGAAAUAUCUCUGGGGGUGGGUUGAUCAUCAAAACACCUACGGCAUGACCCCUAUCAGGAGAGAAUUCAAAACAUCGUGUGAUCAAUGCCUUCUACCCGAGAUCAAAAGUGUGGUCGCCCCCGUCGGUUCCGGCCGGCCCGUCCUUCUGGAAGUGUGUCAGUUGUUGGAAUUCCUGCUCGAAGUCGCCACCUUGGACAGUUACAAGGAAGCUCCCUGCGAAUAUUUGCCCACCCUGUUGUAUGAAAUCAGUCAGGCUCUCGUACAUGCGUGCGAGAAGCUCACCAUGCCUCAGCUCUUGGCAUCGCUCAAACUGUGCUCGAAAAUCCUUCUGAAGGUUCGUAUCCGUUGAACGUCGGCCCUCUCAGACCCGGAAGAUCGCCCAGGUCAGACCGUGGGACAUCAGUCGAGAGGAUUCAAUCUCGUUGCCUCGCAGGUACAACCUCCCGACUUGAUCGUGGAUGAGGGGAACGCUCUCGAAUCACCGCCGCAAACACCCAUACCGACGCCUCAAACCGCCGUGCCAGGCGGUCACAAACCCAGCCAUUCACGGAACGCCUCAAAUUGCUCCAUCGAGACCAUCAGAUCCGCUAAGAGCGUGACGCAGGAAGAGAUCGAGAAGUCUACGACCUUGCCUUCGAUGAUCGGGAAUUGCAUCGAGGCGUUUCAACAACUUUUCCUCAAGUUCGUCGAGCUUAAAGUGCUCAACAAUCCGCAGGAAGCCGCGAAUCUCUUCCAUGGAGCUCUAUGUCAGCGUCAACCGGAUUCACGGGAUCGAGAGAUGGACCUGUCACGACUACUGGAGAAGUGCCUGCAGCAGGAUGAGGUGUACCAAAUCUCAAUAGGUGUUCCGAGCUCAUCGUCAGAGUUUCCUGGAAUUGUUCUCUUGCUGAAGAGCAAUUGGGGAGAAGAGACCUUCAAUACGCUGUGCUCCUUGAUCGUAGAACUCAGCAGUUUCCCCGUUAGCCUGUGUUCGAACUCCAAACAAGUUCUCGACAGCAAAGGCUCAAUCUGUGAGUAGAGUGAUGGCUUCCCCAAAUGGUUGUCUCACAUGUUGAUGCUCUCGUGCUUCGCCGAGAAUAAGGACUGUCUCCUAUGGACCCUUUCGAUGACGCUCGACCUGAUAUACCUGAGCCGUACCACUGUGAUCUCACUGAUGAGUGAAUUCCGCGGCAAAGGUGUUCAGUCCAUGGUCAUCAUGCCGAUGAUUCAUCCAUUAGAAUUGAGAUUCAUCAUGGAAGAGACCCGUUUCAUACAAGUGGCUACCAAUCGACUGUGGGAACUGCUUCGAGAAGACGACGCUCAAUACCAUUUGCGGGUAGCGGAACUCCUACAGAAGCUCCACAAUUUAGCACCCAACGACGCAAUGUGUGAGAAUGUGCUGUGUCACGGAUUAUCCUCAGACAACGCCGAGACCCAGAUCGAAGCCCAGAAGAAAUUCGCUGUUCUGUGGCAUCUGCUGCGCGACAUCCGACAGCGACCUCAGGCCACCAUGAGAUGGUUCGAUCGAUGUCUGUUCCAAAUGCUGGAUUGUCUCACGAAAGAUUCAGGUCCCCAUCGAGCGAUAUCCCAGUUCUGGAUGGAGCACUCGCUCUCUCGUGGAGAUCUGAGCCGAAUCCUCGAGCCGAUCCUCAUCGUACUGCUGCACCCGGACACGUCCCGAGUCGGAAUCGCUCACGUUUCGAUCCGCAAACAACGCCUGACGGUUGAUCAGCGUGCUCAGGACGCCGUGAGAGACGACGACUUCGAUCGCAAAAUCAACGCCAUUUCCCACGUUGCGGGGAGCAUACGAUUCCACAUGAAUGGGGACAAGACCCCUAUGCGACCCGUGGGCUCUCCCGACAAACAGCUGGCUUUCACCUCACUCGAUUCCCGGAAUCAGUCGACGAAAGCGUCCAACAAAUACGUCACCGCGAUGACACCCUUGCAAGACAUUGAGUUCCCAGCGAAUUUAGAACAUCAGCAAUCCGUGUCGGUGUUUGUAAAUCCGAUGGGCUCAAGUUCGUCUUUGGUGAACGAUUUCCUGGAGCCCGACUCGCUGAACUCGUCGACCUCUGUCGUGCCCGAUCUGUCGUGCGUCUCGCGAAUCGACGUCGCCGCGAUGCGGAAAGCCUCUUACGACGAGGUGCAGAGCAUGUCGAACGUUUCCACCGCUCGUUUGGACGACUCGCAAUCGGAAUCGUCGCGGAUCACCGAGACAGCCUCGUUGCCAGGGAACAUCUCGACGACGGGCACAGCCGAAGUCGUAAACUCGAUAGUCGAAGAUCUUCUUGACGAGGCUGUCAAGGGCGCCGAUACGAUCAGCCUGGGAAGUGAAACCCCGAACCUGCGACGAAUUUUCGGGGGAAACUCGGAAGCAGCCACACCGACGUCGGAUCACGCGGUCGUGUUCGAUUCCCUGAAGUCGGUGGACUCCUCGGUUCAUCCACUUCAUCAGCACAUUCUCCUAUAUUCGCAAGUUUACGAUUCAGAGAAAGUCCUUUACGCCCUGCAAUCGAUCAAGAACAUUCUUGAUUCCUCUCGAAAGGAAGCGCUCUGGCAAAUGGCGAACACAUGCAUCUACCACGGAGGAUUCAUGAAGAGGGAUCCCGCGGUCGAUCUGCUCCUGGCGAGACACAGGAAAGCAAUAGACGGUGACACGUUCUCGGGUGAAAUCGCCGGAGAACAGCUGAACUACUUUCGAUCUUUCAAAUACCUGGACGUCCUCGUCUACUUGUGCCUCCAGUUCCUUCGCUCCUACUACCCACAUGUCCCUCGAGGCCAAAUGACAGCCAAGGACGUCCUAGGCAACUGUAAUGUCCGCCUCCUGACUUGCGACGUACUCGAAGGCGUAUUUUCGAUGUUGGAAGAACGUUUGCACACUCGCAAAGAGUUGCCAGGUCUCGUACUCGAUCUACUAAACCGGUGUAAGGUGCAGAAAAUUUUGUUGCAUUGCCUGGCCUCAUGCGUUUAUCAGCAAAGGACGGACGAAAAAACCGCCGACGCCUUCACCUUCCAAGUGAUAGAUCACAACGACAAGAAGACUGCGGAGUUCCAGUCAUCGAUGAUACUGAAUAACAGCCGUACUUCACAGGACACAUUCCAAGUUCACCUCCUCAAAUUGAUGGGUUCCCUCAUACAAUUAGAGGACAGCGUGAUGAAGCCAAAUGCGAAUGCGGAAACUGUCGAUAACAAGGCAGGGUCUUUCGGCAAAAUCAGGUUCCGACCUCAUAUGAGCACAGUGAAAUACGUUCCCAAUAUUCCAAUUCCGUCGCAGCAGAUGUUCACAACCACUGCGCUUGUGGCGCUGAAACAGCAUCAGAAGCUACAUCUGCAGACGCAUUGGAUGGAUUUGACGAUGACGUCACUUCCGUAUUCUGUGAAAAAUAAAUCCCAAUCAGUGGCGAAGUUCAUCAUCCAGAUCGUCGUGGAGCUUUGCGUCAAUCUCGACACGAUGAUCAGUGGGGUCAAUAGCCAAAAACCGACUUUGAAUUGCCCUCCGGAUUAUCUCGUCACGACCAUCGGCAACCUCCGCACCCUGCUCCACUACUGUCUGCUCGAUGAAGUUCCUCUUCAAGGUCAAAGUAUGAAGCAAGGACCUCCGAAUCCCAACCCGACGGGCGCACCAUUCCUAUCGAGUCUGUUCCACGCGUUCACGUCAGAUAAUCAAGUCAAGGACGGAAAUCUGAAAGAAGUCUCCAAUCCCGUCAUGACCAGCAUACGCAAAGCCUUGAUGUCGGAUCUACCUCGGUACCUGAAAGCCCUUCUGACCGUUUGGCAAGCCGUGACCCAAGCUGAGAAAGCGGAGAAGCCCAACCACCUGUUGGCAGUGCUGGGUGCUCCGAAACUGGUGAGACAGCAAGUCAUCCAGUGCCUCCAAGCGAUCUCAGAGAACUACGGGGAAGCGUUCCUGGCCGCUGUUGGUAGCGCUUGGGCGGAAAAAUCCAAGAAGGGUCCGAAGCACCACGUCAUGCCGGUCUGGUCCUCGGAGCAGCUUUUGCUUGUGGACCUAGUCUAUCAGCUUCGGAACCAGGUGCAGUUCAACUUGACGAGGAUAGUGCAUUUUGUGAAGAAGAUCCUCAAGGAUCCACCGGGUUUGAUCGACAAAAAGAAGUGUUCCAGCAUCGAGGUUUCAAUCCUCCAAUUCCUUCUCGCAUACUUGCAACAAUAUCCGAAUCCAGAGGCAUUACCGAGUGCUUGCCACUCGUUGAUGGGACUCUGGAAAGAAGGAUUACAGCUCAGUAGUAUGCCUCUCGUGCAAUUCCAUCUGCUGGCGAUUCUCCAUGAGUUCGUUCAGAAGGCACCACUGAUCGAGGAGCGAAAAGAUCAGAAAGAUCUCCAAGAGAUCGCCCAGAAGCUCAUCGAAACAAUAUCCACAGUCGCUUCGGCCUCUCUCGAGCAAACUACGUGGCUCCGACGCACGCUUGCGGUCAAGUCCGGCGUACAGCAGGACAUAACAGAGCAAGACGAUAUGGAUACGGUGGACGCGGUGAAAGUCAAAAUUCCCACGGUCGAAAGCACAGCGAAUCUGAGCGCGUACAGCGUACAGGCUCUCUUCGUUCUAGCCGAGUGGAUGGCUUCAGUGCUCGAUAUUGUGUACGUGUCUGAAGACAAGGAGAAAGUCGUUCCUCUCCUUUCGGCCAUCAUGGUUUACGUGUCACCAUUUCUGCGUAACCAUUCCAAGAACAACGUACCAUCGUUCCGAGCCUGCUCGCAGCUGCUGGCUUCGUUUUCGGGCUACCAAUACACCCGGAAAGCGUGGCGCAAAGACGCGUUCGACCUGUUGUGCGAGCCGCAGUUCUUCCAGAUGGACCACACGUGCCUCAGUCACUGGAGGAGCAUCAUCGACCAUUUGAUGACGCAUGACAAAACCACCUACAGAGAUUUCAUGGCUCGGGUCACGUCAAUACCUCAGUCCGGAAGUUUGAGUAUCUUCGUCAGCAAUGAGAAGGAAUACGAACAGAGGGCCCAACUCCUCAAACGGUUGGCUUACGUUAUCUUCUGUUCCGAGCCGGAUCAGUACCAGAAGUACAUGCCCGAAAUUUCAGAACGCCUCGCCGAGAACCUGAAGCUGUCGCAAGUGCCGAUAAUCCAAUCCCAAGUAUUCCUCUGUUUCCGCGUGAUCCUACUGAGAGUGUCGCCUUUGAACGUGACCUCGAUGUGGCCAGGAAUCAUCACUGAAUUAGUGCACGCGUGUCUGAUGAUGGAGCAAGAGCUUCUCGAUGCUGAAGGACAGCGGGUUGCUAAGACCGUUGCGUCGUCACAUCUCCAAUCGCUGGACUACAAUGUGAACACGGCCCCGAAUCCCGCGAAUCUGACAUUAUACCUCUCAGCGUGCAAACUUCUCGACAUAGCCAUCGCCUUGCCCGCCGACAUGCUGCCGCAGUUCCAAGUGUACCGAUGGGCUUUUAUUGGCGACGGUGCGCCUUCAGUAGAUGGAAACGAUGGUGAAGAGUUCGUACCGCACAUGAAAAGAUUAGCGAUCUUGUUGAAUCAACGAUUUCCCGGGAACCGCACAAGACUCCCAUACGUGCCUGGAAGACCUAUACUGGACGCGACAUCAAUUGUGAAUUUGGCUGAUCUGCAGCCUUUCUUCAACACACUCAUUGAAAGUAACAAGUCCAAAGCGACGCCAGGCGAAAGUCAUCCACCUUUAGUGCAACAACCUUCUCUCUCUCGACGACUGUCGCACGGAAUUCAAAGUAGGAGUCUGAGGGAAGCUCCCAAAGAUCAUGUCGAAAACAAAACCGCGCUCGACUAUAUUGAAAACAUUAUCGAGAGUGAUUUCCUUGAACAGCGUACAAGUUAGGUUCGUACAAUAUGGAGCGAGCUGGAGCUUAUGAGCUUUUAAUGGAUUUAGCAAUCCGUGGUGGUGUUGUACAGCAGCAGAGCUGAGAAUUCGAACGGAAGCAUUAGUCGAGCAUGGAGGAAACCGCUACCAGAUAGUAAAAUGAUGCGGUAACCAGGAUUUCAGAGAGACGAUACUUUAGAAACACAAUUAAUUGAGAGGUCAAGCAUAUGUCACCCGAGAAGUUGACGAAGCGUGUAAAUACAUGAUUAAAAUUUGAAUCGAAGCGAGAACUCGUGAUUCCUAGAGGUAUCCUAGAGUUAGAUGAUGAUGAUGAUAUGUAAUAAAAGUGGAACUGUGACCAAGUGAAG
Molecule: messenger RNA, 7868 nt
Organism: Galendromus occidentalis (western predatory mite)
Lineage: Eukaryota; Metazoa; Arthropoda; Arachnida; Mesostigmata; Phytoseiidae
Product: protein dopey-1
Exons: 23
Biological process (GO): Golgi to endosome transport
Cellular component (GO): endosome; trans-Golgi network
Source: RefSeq, a predicted model, not a curated record